This is a messenger RNA of Rhopalosiphum padi (bird cherry-oat aphid), 3886 nucleotides long. RefSeq names its product putative leucine-rich repeat-containing protein DDB_G0290503. NCBI's taxonomy places the organism in Eukaryota, Metazoa, Arthropoda, Insecta, Hemiptera, Aphididae. The transcript has 17 exons. The record is from RefSeq and is a predicted model, not a curated record. Bases 1114 to 3348 code for a protein of 744 amino acids.
ACCAAUGUUAUUUUUUUCUGCUGUUGUCUGUUGGUUGGUUUAUCGUCAAAAUUAUCGUAAAAUAUUUUACUUAUAUUUUCCCAGGCCUUUGAUUUGGCAUUUCUCAAGCUAUAUUCAACAGUUUGAGUGUUCCAUAUAGCAUUUUCGUUUUCAAUUGCACUUAUAAAUAGUUCAGUAUCAAUACAUUCGUUUCUCGAAUCCAUAGUAAGUAAAAAAUUAAAAAAUUAUAAAACGAAAAAAACGGUUUUCUAUAUACAGUUUUCGUGAUAAAACAAUUCGCAUUAAUGGAAAAUUUGACAGUCAUGAUUUUCUCGAUAUUUUUCCAAUUAUACCAAACCCUGGACUUUUCACACUUUUCGCAUAAAUUAUAGUAUAAUUAGUAAACUGAGACGCACGUUUUUCUUCCCGUGGAAACGUCCUAAUCUACGCCCUAACGCUAUCUAACGCGCGUUUAAAGAAGAACGCGUGUAGAGGCAAGACCUCGCGUUCACGGGCGUAAGACGCGCAUUUAAAACUCACGCGCGUUUAAAUGGGUACGCUUGUAUUUCUUCUAAUACAUUCUAUAAACGCGCGUCUAAACUCACGCGCUUUCGCGCGUUUAAAAACGCUCGUGGAAAAGGGCACUUACUGGUCUAUUCCUGUCAUGUUGCAUUCCUGUAUUUUUGCUUAACGCCAUUUUGAUAUUUUUAACAUUUUUUCUUUGUCUUAAUUGUUAGUUGUAAUUUUGUAAAUUGUAAUGUAUGUUUUAAGUCUUAAAAUAAUUGUUAUCGUCUUUCAAGAAAUUACGUGCUACAACUUACUACUUAGUGCUUACAAAGUUAGUUACAACUCAUCACUCGAUAGUACUUUGGUGUUAUUUUUUUGACUUAUGCACAGGUACCUACUGAAAAAAAAAAUUAGUCAAUGAGCUAUGAUGGAAUGAAUGAUGAUGAAAGCCUUUAAGUUUGUGUUGUUACUUUUUAUAGUUAAAAUAUAUUUUAGAAGAGAUCAAUUGGUCUUUGAAUUAAAGUUUCUUGAUAGUAUAUGCAAUAGUAUUGGUCUAGUGUUUCAUUGAAAACCUUUUUUUGGAUAUUAUUUGAUUGGCCCCAACCAUAUAACUGAAAUUAUUUCAAAAUGAAUGAACAAGUGCAAAAUGCUAAUUUGAUGAAUAUUUGUAAAGAAUUUGAUAAAACUAGUAGUUCGUCAAAUAACACAACUUUCCAUAGUUUUAAUAACAUGGACACUAGUCAAUCAGUCUUAGAAAAUGACUUUAAUCAAAACCUCAGUGAUCCUGUAAAAUACUUUGAUUUGCAACGCAUGAUCAUGGAUCAAAAAAAUGUAACCAUGUCUUUAAAAAUGUCCGAAUAUGAAAAAGCGUUAAGUGAAAGGGAUGACACCAUUCAAUCCUUACAUACAAAUAUGAUGAAUUCUCAAAAUAACAACUAUGUUCUGAAUAAUCAGUGCAAUAAUAUAAUGGAAAAGACAAAAUCAGUGAAUGAUACAUGUAUCCGCCUUAAUGCAAGUUUCACAAAUAUUUGUGAACGUUUAAACAGACUUGGCGACACAAUAGAUAAUGCAAGAUCCAGACAAAAAGAUGUCAUGAUAAUGGUAGAUCAAACUACUAGUACAUUUCAAGAAAAAAUUUUGAGUAUUUCAGAUACUGUUGAUGAGUCAUUAAAGCAAGUGACAAUAGAGAAAAUAAGAACAAAACAAGAUUUGGAAAUGUUGGAAAAUAAGUAUUCUUUAGAUAUAGUUACUUUUAAAACAAAUUUACAAGAAUGUACUAAUGAAAUAGAAUGCUUAAAAAAAGAAAAUCAUUUUUUGUCUGAAAAACUGAAUGAUGCAAACAUAAAAUUAAAUGAAGAAAAAAAAACAGUAUUUAAUCUUAAUCAAAAUUUUGAAACCAAAUUUGGAGAGAUGAAAGAUGAAAAUCUACAGCUUAUAAAUCAAAAUAAAUCUAUAGAUGAAAAAUUUAAUGAAAUAAGUAAUAAAAAUCAAACUUUGUUGGAUGAACUUGAUUUACUGAGAACUUCUCUAAAUGAAAACAGAAAACAGCUAGAUAUGCAAUUAAAUACAAUUAAAGAGCAAUCAGAAUUGUGUGAUAAUCUAAAAAUACUUGAAGAAUUAAAUGAAAAAUUAAAAAAAGAUAAUUAUACAUUAAAAGAACAGAAUGAAUAUCUUGAACAAAUAAAUACAAAUUUGGUAGAGGAUAAUAGUAAUAUUAAAUUGUCUCAACGUGGAAUUCAAGAAGAAACUGAAAAGAAAUUUAAAGAUAUGUGUGAAAAUUAUGACAAUUUACUGAAACUGCAAGAAGAAAGAUUUAUAGAUAUAACUGAAAAAUUGGUAUUACAAAAAGAAAAAGAUAAUAAAAAUCAAAUUGAAGUAAUUGAAUUAAAACAAGAAAUUGAAAUGUCUAAUAAAACAAUAACUGGCUUACAAGAAGAAUUAAAAGCUAAUUAUGUGUUGAUACCUGAAUUACAAAAUAAAAUUGAUGAUUUAAACACAAAUUUAGUUAAUAGUUAUCAAGCACUUAGAGACUCUACUAAAAACCUAAUUACAGAAAAAAAUGAACUGGAAAAAGAAAAAAAUGAACUAGAAAAUCAAAGCAAAGAACAUUUUAGUCAAAUUGAAAAACUAACUGCUAAUUAUAUGAAGUAUAAAUCAAAAGCCAAACAGUUAUAUGUAGAAGUUAUGCGACUUAAAUAUCAAUGUUCUAGAUCAGAACAAAAAACAAAAAUUCAACAACUUUCAGUAUUAGAUACCAUUGAGAUAUUAAGUGAUGAAGAUAAUAAUAAUGAUGACGUGAGUAUAGUUGAAUUCAAUAACCAGGAUGUAUCAAACAUGAAUGUUAGUUCUACUUCAAGCAAACCUUUUCAGAAAUCUAACUUGUCAAGUUUAAAAAGAAAUUGUUCACCUGUAAAUUAUACUGGUAAUUCUAAAGUGAAGAAAUAUACAACAUCUAUUGAUGUAGCUGCCUCAAAUAUAUCAACAAAUAUUUCAUCAAAUAUCUUAAAAGAAAUAAAUAAUGCAAGACAAAUUGAAAAUUCAUUAAAUUCAUCAUUCAAGAGUAUUAGUUUGAUACCCUUAGACAAAAACGCCAAUAAAAUAGAGAAUAAAAUUGAGAUCAACCAAGAUAUAAAUUAUGAUAUUGAUCAUAAUUCAACUGUGAGUCCUCAACAAAUAAAAUCAACCUCAAAUAUAAAUAAGUAUCCUACCACCAAAAAGAAAUUUAAAAUACCCACUGAUAUUAAGUUAUCUCAAAAAAAAACUAAAUCAACAAAUAUACAAAAGACUGCCUGGACUAAACCAAAUUCACCUGUUAUUAUGACUGGUCCUUCUCCUAAACUUCAACCUAAAUUUAAUAAAUAAUUAAAAAAAUUUUGAAAAUUGUCAUAUUAGAAAAUUUCAAAAACAACCAGAAGAUUGCAUUUAUUUUAGAAUAAAAUAUUUACUUAUAAGACUCAAGAUAUUGUUAAAUUAGAAUUUAUUUUUUUUUUUUAAUUAAUUUUUUUAUUCAAACAAAAAUUAUUUUUAUUUUAAAACAUUAAGAAAUAACAUAAUCAAACAUUGUAAUAAAUUUAUUAAAUUUUGUUAACUGUUAAAAUAUUAUAUUGUGAAUAAAUGUUAAAUUAGUGUAACUAAACAAAUAAGAGUAGAAUAAGGUUCUUCAAGUAUAUUGAUAUUAUAUCUACUUACUGUGGAGAACACAUGACUAUGUAGGUAUUGGAUUACUAAUAAUAAUUACAUUAAAAGUGGAAAUUUAACAAAACUUUCACGAGGUUAACUAAUUGUAUUAUGUUUAUUUAAAAUAAAAAAAAUAGUGUAGGUUAUUGUGUGUGUGUGUGUGUGUGUAUAUAUAGUAUUAUUAUAAAUUUUUUUACAGCAUCCCUAUAAUUUUAAUUUUUAA